This is a messenger RNA of Solanum tuberosum (potato), 912 nucleotides long. RefSeq lists its product as uncharacterized. Gene Ontology annotation, cellular component: nucleus. Lineage: Eukaryota; Viridiplantae; Streptophyta; Magnoliopsida; Solanales; Solanaceae. Gene Ontology annotation, molecular function: DNA-binding transcription factor activity, RNA polymerase II-specific; RNA polymerase II cis-regulatory region sequence-specific DNA binding; protein dimerization activity. Gene Ontology annotation, biological process: regulation of transcription by RNA polymerase II. The record is from RefSeq and is marked provisional.
AUGGCAGCAAACCAACCGGAAGCCUACGCCGAUGAUUUCCUCGAGCAAAUUCUCGCUAUUCCUUCCUAUGGCUUGCCGGUUGCUGAUGUUGGCACUCCAUCAGAGACGACGUCGUUUACCUCGGCGUCUGCCGUAUCUCAUCUUAACUCUGCCGCUGCUGCUGGCCUACAGCAACCUAUGUUCCCGUUGGGAUUGAGCUUGGAUAACGGCCGUGAUGACGUCAGCGAAGCUGGUGCUUAUGCAGUGAAGCAUGAAAGAGAUGGAAUGAAUAUCGGAAAUUUAUAUGUAGGUCUAGAACACUUGCAAUCUCAUGCAGUUCGUCACUCUCUGCCUUCUGUUCACCAUGUCCAGCCUUUUCAAGGCCCACCAACAACGAGCACAACAGUAACUGUACCGCAGCCACCUUCAAUUCGUCCUAGGGUUCGAGCUCGGAGGGGACAAGCCACAGAUCCACAUAGCAUUGCUGAGAGGCUGAGAAGAGAGAGGAUAUCUGAAAGAAUAAAGGCUUUGCAGGAACUGGUACCCAGCUGCAAUAAGACAGAUAGGGCAGCAAUGCUUGAUGAGAUUCUGGACUAUGUGAAGUUCUUAAGGCUUCAAGUUAAGGUACUGAGCAUGAGUAGGCUGGGAGGAGCCAGUGCAGUGGCACAACUUGUUGCUGACAUUCCAUUGCAAUCUGUGGAGGGGGACAGUGGUGAAAGUAGAUCCAACCAGCAUAUAUGGGAUAAAUGGUCCAAUGUAGACACAGAACAAGAGGUUGCUAAGCUCAUGGAGGAAGACGUCGGUGCAGCCAUGCAAUACCUUCAGUCUAAAUCACUCUGCAUCAUGCCCAUAUCACUUGCUGCACUCAUCUAUCCUACUCAGCAACCGGAUGACCAGUCACUGGUCAAGCCUGAAGCGGCAGCCCCAUCAUAG